AUGUGUCGUGCAUUCUUUCAUCAACCGGAUUUAUUCACAUGUAUCGGCUGUGGUGGGACCUGCAAUGGCGUCGAUGUCCUAAAUGGCUCGACAUGCUUUGUACAGGAUGAUAUGGCAUGUCCUCGAAGCUGGAAACAGCACAGACUCUGCUGUUAUUUCUUCAGUUCCGAUAAAAAAUCAUGGACAAAUGCUUUGGAGGCAUGUAGAGAAAAGGGUGGAGAUCUUGUCGAGGUUAACGACGUCAAAGAACACAACUUCUUGAUAUCAACGGCCCCGUAUCUGUUUUUGGAUGGAGUCGAAGGGUACUGGAUCGGUCUGACAGACAAGGAAAGAAAUGACACAUUUGUCUGGAUAUCAUCUGGACAGAUUCCUUCUUUUACCAUGUGGAGUCCUACCGAGCCAUCCCAUCGUUGGGAAGAUUUUGACGAAGAUUGUGCGUUUUAUAAUGCCACCGAUUAUAAAAGAGUAUGGAACGAUGUAAGCUGUGAAGAAGAACUGAACUACAUCUGCGAACGUAGACAAGGUGUGUGUUAA
Molecule: messenger RNA, 534 nt
Organism: Mercenaria mercenaria
Lineage: Eukaryota; Metazoa; Mollusca; Bivalvia; Venerida; Veneridae
Product: perlucin-like protein
Exons: 4
Coding region: 1-534 (177 amino acids)
Source: RefSeq, a predicted model, not a curated record